This is a messenger RNA of Eleginops maclovinus (Patagonian blennie), 2581 nucleotides long. Its product is annotated as neuronal pentraxin-2-like. Bases 450 to 1799 code for a protein of 449 amino acids. The transcript is spliced from 5 exons. The record is from RefSeq and is a predicted model, not a curated record. NCBI's taxonomy places the organism in Eukaryota, Metazoa, Chordata, Actinopteri, Perciformes, Eleginopidae.
AACCCAACCAACCGAAGAGGCAAGACAGGCGAAACUCACUUCUCUGCAAUAUUCUGUGGAUCUUUUCUUUUCUUUUUUUUUCUUUUUUUAACAAGAUAACAAAUCAAUACAACUUUUUUCCAGCAAGGGAGCUGUCAAAUCCUGAUACCCGAGUUUCCACUGGCUGAAAGUAAGCAUUCAGAUUGUUUGGCGUAUAUUUUUAAAGCAGGAGCGUGUGGACCAUGUGGUUAGUGGAUGUAUGAUUUUAUGAUUUUUUUUUAACUGCGGAUUUUGAUUUUUUCCUUGGUUUCAUUAUAAACUGGGAUUUAAUAUCGCACUUUGGAAGAUUCGAAAAAGGGUCCGUAGCCACUUUCUGAAACAAGUUUAUUAUUAACUGGAGACUUCAAACGUAAUAGAAAUUAAGCAGCCUUGUUUUCAUUUAAUACGUGGAAUUGGCCUUUCUAGCCGUAAUGCUGACUUUCGUAGUUGGACUGUUGUACCUGGUCAGCGGACGCACGGUGCGAAGCCAGGGUGCUACAGGUAGCCGCUUCGUUUGCAACGCCAUUCCCCCCGGCGCGGAGCCGGGCUGCGGGUAUGAUCCUACGGGGAACCGCGUGCAGAGCAGCAGCCCGAUGGAGGACGAGCUGCGGAACACGAUCAUCGUGCUCCGAGAGACCAUCCUGCAGCAGAAAGAGACCCUCGUGAGCCAGCAAGGGACCAUCAGGGAGCUCAACUCCAAGCUGGCGCGCUGCGAGGCGGCAGCCGACGAGUCUCCGCAGGGAAGGUCCCGGGGUCAGGGCUCCAGGCGGAAGGAGUACAGCAAGAACACGAUGGGGGACCUGCCCCGGGACCCCGGCGAGAGCAUAGACCAACUGGGCAAGACCAUGCAGAGUCUUAAAGGUCGGUUGGAGAACUUGGAGCAGCAGAGUUUGCGUCUUCCCAGCACUAAUGUGUCAGCUGGAAGUGUCUCAGCCCUGACUCCGCUGCCACCGGAGCUCCGGGAGUUGCUUCGGCAGCGUCUGGGGGCGCUGGAGACCCAGCUCCUCCGGAAGGUGGCCGAUCUGGAGGAGGAGAAGAGCCAGCUCUACAAUGAAACAACGGCCCACCGCCAACGCACCGAGAGCGCUCUCAAUUCCCUCAUGGAGAGGAUCACCGAGCUCGAGAAAAGUAAUAAUGCCUUCAAGUCACCUGAGGAUUUUAAGGUGUCCCUCCCUCUUCGCACUAACUACCUGUAUGGACGCAUUAAGAAGAGCCUCCCGGAGAUGUACGCCUUCACCGUGUGCAUGUGGCUCAAGUCCAGUGCCAGUCCCGGCAUAGGAACCCCGUUCUCCUACGGCGUGCCCGGCCAGGCCAACGAGAUCGUCCUCAUCGAGUGGGGGAACAACCCCAUCGAGCUACUGGUUAAUGAUAAGGUGGCCCAGCUCCCUUUAUCUGUGAGUGACGGCCGCUGGCACCACAUCUGCAUCACCUGGACGACCAGAGACGGAUUCUGGGAGGCUUAUCAGGACGGCGAGCGUCUAGGCACUGGGGACAACCUGGCCCCCUGGCACCCAAUUAAACCUGGAGGGGUGAUCAUCCUGGGCCAGGAGCAGGACAUAGUUGGAGGCCGUUUUGACGCCACCCAGGCCUUUGUGGGCGAGCUGAGCCAGUUCAACAUGUGGGACCGAGUACUGCGGCCUAUGGACAUCGUGGGUCUGGCCAACUGCUCUGCGUACAUGCCGGGCAACGUGGUUCCUUGGGUUGACGCUAAUGUGGAAGUGUUUGGUGGGGGGAGUAAAGCUGCUCUGGAAAUCUGUGAAGAUCGUGCUUCUGAUUCCUAGAGGAUCGGAUGUAAGGAAAAUUAGCAUCGCCGCUGGGAUUGAAAAAAGCUAAGUAUUCUGACUGUUUGUUCCUUCAGUCAAAUCCCAAAGAAAGGGGCGCCAGUGCAACAUUUUUACAAAGUUUUAUCGUGUGAAUGCACACUCUCAAAGACAUUUGGGACCCACCUGUUGAAGUGUCCAUUCAAUUUGAACCCGAAGACAUUGCGGGAGACUUCAAAUUAUUGUGCUCAUCUGCAGAAGAUAUGCUGUUGCAUCAGUCUGCUGUAAUGAUAUGACCUACUGUCAUUCUGUGCUUUCUCUUCAGUAGCUCAGCUUUUGUUUGAUUCCUCUUUGAAAACAGCUCUUUUUGGUUGCAGUCCUUAUAUUGACAAUACUGAACUGUGUCCGUGGUGAAUGUGAGCUCAGGCUUUGAUGUGCUGUGGAACACUAUUCCUGAGUAACAUGGUAGAGUACUACACGCUGUGAGCUUCCUGGCUGUUUGAUGAAGCACCAAUACCAGAAAGCGCAGUGAAAUGAGAUGGAUGCUCCUGAGUUCAAAGUGGACAAGACCAACUCUCGCUGAUGAUUACUUUGAACCAUGGCAGAAUGUCUAAAUAUUAUGCAUGAGCCCCAGCACUGAAAAGAAGUGAGUGGAGAAGUGACAGUGCAUGCUUUCUGUCAAUACACAGUGCGUGUAUGGUGUGUCCAAACAAGCCAAUGUACCAUGCUGACAGCAUUAUGUAAGUGUGUGUGUGUGUGUGUGUGUGUGUGUGUGUGUGUGUGUGUGUGUGUGUGUGUGUGUG